Messenger RNA from Larimichthys crocea (large yellow croaker), 2435 nucleotides. RefSeq names its product peroxisomal biogenesis factor 19 (gene pex19). Gene Ontology annotation, cellular component: peroxisome; peroxisomal membrane. The transcript has 8 exons. Gene Ontology annotation, biological process: protein import into peroxisome membrane. The record is from RefSeq and is a predicted model, not a curated record. NCBI's taxonomy places the organism in Eukaryota, Metazoa, Chordata, Actinopteri, Sciaenidae. The coding region runs from base 70 to 951 and encodes 293 amino acids.
GACAUUCUCCGCAGACAGACAGAGACGUCAUCUGUCGGAGCCCUGCAGCAGCACAGUGAAGGUGUCAACAUGGCGUCGGGAUCAGCAGAGCAGUCCGGCGGACACGACGCGGAGCUGGACGAGCUGCUGGACAGUGCGCUGGAUGACUUCGACAAGGCGUCGGCUCCUCCAGCCGCUGAACCUGCAGCUGCUUCCUCCUCGGCCAGCAGUGGUGCAGAGAAGCCACCACUGCUUGAAGACUGCAAACUCUUCGAGACACUCUUCGAGGGUGACAUGGCUGCCCAAGCCAAGGAGGAGUGGGAGAAGGCCAUGACUGAGCUGGCCCACGAGGAGCCGGAGUUACUGCAGCACUUCCAAAAACUGUCAGAGGCUGCAGGCAAAGUUGGCACCGACACAGAAUCCCAACAAGAAUUCACGUCCUGUCUUAAAGAAACUCUCCGUGGCCUGGCCAAAAAUGCAGACAACCUGCAGACCUCAGGACUAGCUGGGGACGACCUUGUCAAGGCUCUAGAAGGCCUGGGAUUGGAAGAGGGCGGCGAAGCGGGCGGUGAAGACGGAAACAUACUGCCCAUCAUGCAGUCCAUCAUGCAGAACCUUCUCUCUAAGGAAGUGCUUUAUCCAUCUCUCAAAGAGAUCACUACUAAGUACCCAGAAUGGCUGGAUGCCAACAAGCCGACUCUCAGCCCGGAGGACUACCAGCGCUAUGAGAACCAGGCCAAAAUCAUGGGAGACAUCUGUAACCACUUUGAGAGGGAGGAACAGGGGGUAGGAGACAAAGAGAGCACGUUUGAGAGCAUCAUGGACCUGAUGCAAAAGCUGCAAGACCUCGGCCAACCACCCAAAGAGCUGGCAGGUGAUGCGCCUCCGGGCUUUAACUUCGACAUGGAGUCCCUCAAUCUCGGAGGAGGCGCCGCAGGUGCCGCGGCGGCAGAGCAGUGCUCCGUCAUGUGACGAGGUAGCGGCGCGGUCCAUCAGAAGCACUGAAGCCAGAGAGCGGUCACUCUUGUGUGCGUCAGUCGGCGACAGGCAGAGAAGUGAAAGAGUGUGAAAGCAACAGGUCAGACAGGAGUGUGACCGUCGACACUGUUCUCCUUCGAGUAGAAGGUGUGUGGAUGACAAAACAACACGGAGGAGGCAGGAAAAAAACAACAGAAACCACACACACACACAAACACACUCUCUUCUGUCUGGAAAUCACUGAACGCACCACUGAGAACAUCUCUGCGUUAGUUCGUCAACGGUUGCCACACCUCCUUCAUGGUUUAUUUUUUAACAGCAUUCCUUAAAAAAAAGAAAAUAGCACUGCCGUUCUUCAUGUUUUUACAAUGCUGUUUAGCCUCAUGGUCAGAUCUAUCAAUCCACUUCACGGGUGUAAACAGUGCCUUUGCAAUAAGACUUUUAAAUGAUUAUUUUAGGUCUCAUCAGAAGGUAACGACGUUGCUAUGAUUCAGCUAAGAACUUAAGAUUAUAGUUUUAAAACGGUGUGACUCUCCCAAGUUCGCGAUAAUUCUUUGGCACUUCAUCAAACAAGCACCUCUGUUUCUGUACAGGAUUUAAAUUAACGAGUUAAUGAAUUAUUAACGUGUAAUGAAACUGAAAAUGAAAUGACUGUACAUUUGUUAAUAAUUAAAAAGAAUUAAAAAGACUAGAGAUGAUUUGAGCGCUGUAAUCCAACCAGAUAAUUUAACGAAUAAUCCUCCCGAGUGAUGCCACCCCCCACCCACCAUUCCCAGGUGUCGAUUUGAAGUGAUUGAGAUAAUUCCCGGAUGCCUUUGCAGUGGUUACAGUGAUCAUUAUAGUGUAGAGUUACUGUGCAAAGUGAUUCCCUCGUGAUUCCCCGGUGUUUUUAACGUGCAGAGUGAUGCUUUCUUUGGACGAGGGGCUUCCUGCUAGGAAAGAAAAACACUUUCACGGCAGCGAUAACGUGUACAUAUAUCCUGCACCCUCCAUUAAAAGUACAUUAGGUUCUUUCCAGAAAAAGGUACCAAACACAUCACGCGUCUAUAAUUCGUCCAGAUUGCACAGUUGGGUAAGCAGCCUAACGUCGGCACAUUUGGGUUGAUGGGUUUGUUUACACCAGUGGUCAUUUCUCGCCAGUGGACUUCUGGAUUUCACCGCUGUGACCGCGGAGAGAGGUCUAGAAAUCAGCUCAUCAAUAACUGUAUAAUAAAGGGGUACUGUGAAAAGAUUCAGUCAGCCGUGCACUGAGGAGAGAGCAGAUUCACAUCAAACGCUGCUGUGGAGGUCCAUUUAAAAAAACAAAACAACAAAAAAAAGGCUUGUGGUUUUCAUUGGAUGGGUGCAAUCUAUUCAACUCUCAGGGCCGAUGCAGACAUGCCCAGAGCACUGUUUAAAACUAACAUGCAACCUGUUAUUUGACACUAUUUUCUUUUGGUUUGUAAAUAUAUGAAAUAAAAAUAACGAUACAAUGCAAA